AUGUCGUCCUCUUCAUCCUCCGAGCAGUACGAGGAAGGCGAGUAUGAGAGCAAAGCCAAGAGACUGAAGAGCGGCCAGGAGGACGGGGAGAUAGACUGUACAUCGGAGGAACAAGAGGGGGAGCUGGCCACAGCACCUGGAGACUCGGCCAGCUAUGGGAAUGCAGGUGGAAACCAACACAAAGUAUCGGUCUCUCCUGUGGUCCAUGUGCGAGGUCUGUGCGAGUCUGUGGUAGAGGCUGAUCUAAUGGAGGCUCUUUCAAAGUUUGGAACAAUAUGUUAUGUGAUGAUGAUGCCCUUUAAGCGUCAAGCCUUGGUCGAAUUUGAAAAUACGGAGUUUUCGAAGAAAUGUGUUACAUUUGCUACCUCCGAGCCUGUGUAUAUAGCAGGACAGCAAGCCUACUUCAAUUAUUCCACAAGCAAGCGUAUCACACGGCCAGCAAACACUGAAGAUCCUUCUGGGGGAAAUAAAGUUCUUCUGCUAUCAAUUCAGAAUCCCCUAUAUCCAAUCACUGUCGAUGUCUUGUACUCAGUCUGCAACCCAGUAGGAAAAGUGGAGCGUAUAGUAAUUUUUAAGAGAAAUGGGAUUCAAGCCAUGGUGGAACAUUUGACACCGUGCACAGUGCCCAGAAGGCUAAAGCUGCAUUAAAUGGCGCAGACAUUUAUGCUGGAUGUUGCACACUGAAAAUAGAAUAUGCCAGGCCUACACGUCUCAAUGUUAUUCGGAACGAUAAUGAUAGCUGGGAUUACAGCAAACCCUACUUGAACAGGCGAGAUCGAGGCAAGGGACGUCAGCGGCAAGCAAUUCUAGGAGACCACCCAUCAUCUUACAGAUAUGAUGGUUAUGGAAACCAUGGCCCAUUGUUACCUCUACCAAAUCGCUAUAGGAUGGGUACUAGAGAUACUCCAGAAUUGGUGGCUUAUCCUCUUCCUCAAACCUCCUCCUAUUUUCAUGGUGGACCUCCUGUUGGUUCAGUAGCCAUGGUUAGUGGUCUUCAUCAAGAGAAGAUGAACUGUUCUCACGUUUUCAACCUCUUUUGCCUAUAUGGAAAUGUUGAAAAGGUAAAGUUCAUGAAGACUAUUCCAGGCACAGCUCUUGUAGAAAUGGGUGAUGAGUACGCUGUGGAAAGAGCAGUCACACAUUUGAAUAAUGUGAAAGUCUUUGGAAAAAGGCUAAAUGUUUGUGUAUCAAAGCAGCAUUCUGUUGUCCCAAGUCAGGUUUUUGAACCUGAAGAUGGUAGUUACAAGGAUUUUUCAAUGAGUAAAAAUAAUAGAUUUACCAGUGCUGGUCAGGCCUCCAAGAACAUUAUCCAACCGCCAUCUUGUGUUCUGCAUUUUUAUAAUGUCCCCCUAACAAUGGACGAAAGUAUAUUUCAGAAGCUCUGCGAAGACCAUGACGUUCCCAAAUUCAUCAAAUACAAAGUGUUUGAUGCAAAACCUUCAUCUAAAACAUUGUCUGGCCUGCUAGAAUGGGAAACAAAGAAUGAGGCUGUUGAAGCACUCACGGUAUUAAAUCACUAUCAAGUAAGAGUACCAAAUGGUUCAAAUCCUUAUACAGUGAAACUGUGUUUCUCUACCUCUUCCCAUCUUUAA
Staurois parvus is the source of this 1592-nucleotide messenger RNA. Lineage: Eukaryota; Metazoa; Chordata; Amphibia; Anura; Ranidae. The record is from the annotation of a GenBank genome assembly.